UUUCAGUUUGAGUACGCUGUGUCUGUGUGGGAAAUGCACCGUGUGCAUUUCAGAUUGAGUACGCUGUGUCUGUGUUGGAAAUGCAGCUCAGUGAUUGCGCCCUGUGUGUACAGCAGGCCCCUGUUAAAGGCAGUGUGGAGAUGAAGGGGGUGCAGAGGGUGGAGUUGGGGACCCUGCUGCAGGUCACCCAGGCCUUGGAGGCGGUGGUGGGCCCGUGCUUCGGUCCGUCCGGGGGCCAGGUCCUCUUCACCCGCGACUCUGGAGAGGUCCUCAUCACCAGGGAUGGCCGGAGGAUCCUUACCUCCCUUCGGCUUGACCAUCCCGUUGCCAGAGUCCUGGUGGGAUGUGUAUCAGCACACUGUAAGAUCACGGGUGAUGGAGCCAAGUCCUUCCUUCUCCUGCUGGGGGCGCUUCUGCGGGGUAUCCACGGCGACCAUCUCCACGGCAUUCAGGCCCGCCGCGUGGCUCACAUUCUGCUUUCCUUCCAGACGCUCGUUUUGGAUGGCGUGAUCGGGCAGGGCCUCGCCCCUCGCGCCCUGUCCCUUCUCCAGGACCCCGCCCACCUGCGCCCGCUCACGGACGCCUACUUCCGGGGAAAGACGGCGAGCUCCCACUGGGGGGUCCUGAGCCAGACGGCCUGCGAGUUCUACCGCAGGUGGCGGUGUGAGCAGGACUGCACCGGCGUGACCCUGAUCGCCCGCCACUUCGCCGCGCUCCACACGCCCGUACCAGGCCUGCCCGUGAGCCGGUCCCGGGUCCUCCAGGGCCUGGUGAUCCACAGAGACUUUGCGGUGCGUUGCCCUGGCGACGGGCCGCUCCGAGCGCUGGCCACAAGCGUGCCGCUCCAGUCCCCUCUGGCGCCCCCUGGCGUCUCUCUGAACCUGGCGAGCGCGGCGCAGGCGCAGAGGUGCUGCGGCGGGGUGGGCGGGAGGGCAGAGCGGGGCGUGGCCUGCCUGCGCAGGCUGAGGGUGGGGCUGCUGCUCUCGGCAGCGAAGCAGUCGGAGCUGGCGCUGGACCUCGCUCGGCGGGCCGGCCUGUCCGUGGUGGAGUGCGUGGACAGUGACGAGCUGGCGCUGUUCUGUCGGCUGGCGGGGGCGGAGCUCUUUGCCGACCCCGGUGACUGGAGCCUGAUUGGAGAGGAGCACGUUGCCACGGUGACAUUCUGCAAGCCCGUGGUGCUGGGUCCCGACAGGUUGGCCCACGUGGGCUUCCCAGAGGGGCGGGGCUUGGCACCGCACUGCCUGGUUCUGUGCGGGCCCAGUCCCGGCCUGGCGGAGCAGUGCAGCACGGCCUUCUGCGGACUGUUCCGGAUGCUUCAGCGCGUGUACGAGCCUGUCCAGUCGCGUCACGCACAGGGUCCUGUCCAAUCACAUCACCCGCAGGGCAGGGAGGAGGACAGUGAGAACGUAGCUCAUUACAUGGUCAAACAACCCGGCCUACACAAUGGCACAAGGUUAGAUAGAGCACCCGCCAGCAUGAGGGACAAUGCCCACCUGAGCACUGACAGCACAGAGGCUGGAGGGCCACAGGCCAUUAUUGGGGACCCAAACAGGGGUGAGGGGCCACAGGUCCUCAUUAGCGACCCAAACAGGGGUGAGGGGCCACAGGCCCUCAUUAGUGACCCAAACAGGGGUGAGGGGCCACUAUGUGCAGAACCUGAACAUCCAAUUCCGGACUGGCUACGAAAUGGCAAAGCAUCAGGAGAGCGGCCAGGCGUCCAUUUUGGGGAAGGGAAAGAAGGAGCACUGGGGAGCCGUAACCGGGAAACAGGCCCCGCCUCUUCAGGUGUCCUAAUAGAGGCAGGCAGCGUGCUACCAGCAGGGGGCGCGUUUGAGUUCGUACUGCACCACUGCCUCCUGCAGCAGGCCUCCCAGCGGCGCUGCCCCGACCUGCGCGCGGCCUGCCGGCUGGUGGCGGGGGCCGUACUGAGCGUGCCCAGGCGGCUGUACCCCGGCCCACGCUUCCUGGAUGCCCAGUCACACUUCCUCAGGGCCUCUGGGGCCGCCCCCCCCAGCUGUCCCUGCCUGCUGUCCGUGGACCUCAUCCUUCACACCCACAUCCGCAGCCAGGCGGAACACAACCAGGAGGAGGAAGAGGAGGCAGAAGAGUAG
Molecule: messenger RNA, 2111 nt
Organism: Anguilla rostrata (American eel)
Lineage: Eukaryota; Metazoa; Chordata; Actinopteri; Anguilliformes; Anguillidae
Product: Bardet-Biedl syndrome 10 protein homolog
Exons: 3
Coding region: 81-2111 (676 amino acids)
Biological process (GO): chaperone-mediated protein complex assembly
Molecular function (GO): ATP binding
Source: RefSeq, a predicted model, not a curated record